This is a messenger RNA of Aegilops tauschii subsp. strangulata, 1406 nucleotides long. Its product is annotated as MADS-box transcription factor 1-like. Gene Ontology annotation, molecular function: protein dimerization activity; DNA-binding transcription factor activity; RNA polymerase II transcription regulatory region sequence-specific DNA binding. Gene Ontology annotation, biological process: positive regulation of transcription by RNA polymerase II. Lineage: Eukaryota; Viridiplantae; Streptophyta; Magnoliopsida; Poales; Poaceae. The record is from RefSeq and is a predicted model, not a curated record. Gene Ontology annotation, cellular component: nucleus.
CCAGCGAGGGGCCGAGUCACUGCGAACUAACCUCACAUCAAGUCAUCAAUCACCCCCUCCCCCACCAACUUCCCCAGAGCUACAGUACACAGAGAGAGAGAGAGACUCAAACGGGUGGCUGAGCUAGUGAUCUGGUGAUUGAUAGUUGAUAGGUGAGAGAUUGGGUGGAACUAGGAAUUUCUAGAGAGAGGGAGAGAGACUUAAGCACCGUGCAAGCAAAGCAUACGAUCAGACAUCCAUCUGCUGGCGGCAAAAAAGUAACAAGAGAGAACACGGAGAGAGGAAGAAAGAAAGGGAGGAGGGAGGAGGGAGAAAGGAGAUGGGUCGGGGGAAGGUGGAGAUGAGGCGGAUCGAGAACAAGAUAAGCCGGCAGGUGACGUUCGCCAAGCGCCGGAACGGGCUGCUCAAGAAGGCCUACGAGCUAUCGCUGCUCUGCGACGCUGAGAUCGCCCUCAUCAUCUUCUCCGGCCGCGGCCGCCUCUUCGAGUUCUCAAGCUCCUCAUGCAUGUACAAAACACUUGAGAGAUACCGCACCUGCAACUGCAACUCACAGGAAGCGACCCCUCUAGCAGAAAAUGAAAUAAAUUACCAGCAAUAUCUGAAGCUGAAGACCAGACUUGAAUACCUUGAAAGUUCACAAAGAAAUAUUCUCGGUGAGGAUCUGGGCCCACUUAGCAUUAAGGAACUUGAGCAAAUUGAGAACCAAAUAGACAUAUCCCUCAAGCAUAUCAGGACAAGAAAGAAUAAAGUAUUACUUGAUGAGCUAUAUGACCUGAAAAGUAAGGAGCAAGAAUUGCAGGAUCAAAACAAAAACCUGAGGAAGAAGUUGCAAGAUACCAGCUAUGCCCAGAAUGCGCCCCAUAUGGCCUGGCAAGAUGCAGGACAGAGUAGCUCAAGUGGGCAUGUCAUUGAUACUACUUAUCCAGGACUUGUGGAACACCCGGAACAUGAUUCCUCCAUGCAAGUUGGGUACAAUAAUCAGGCCUACGUGGACCAGCCGAACAACAAGGAAGACAUGGCUUCUCAGCGCCUUCAUGCACUUGGAUCAUCUGCAGGUUGGAUAUGAUUGGUUAUGGCGACGAGAAAGAUAGAUUUCACGUAUAUAUUGUACGUCCAAUCUGGAGUCCAGAAACUCUGCAUAUGACUGAUGUAGUCACUGGUCUAUGUAUUGAAAUCGCUGCUCUUGGCACUUUUCGAAGAAUAAACAGGAGUCGAGUAUGUAUCUAUUGCAAUAGUUUAUUCAUCCACGGACAUGGCAGUGGGACAUCACGUGGCCUGCCGUUGCGUCCCGUACGUAACUAAUAUGUUUGGAUUUGUGUGUCACGUGUUAUAUUUUGUGUGCUGAACGUGUGGUCAUUACGAACCAUAUGCAUGGACCAAAAUACCUCUUGUUGUAUGGAGCAUAA